Messenger RNA from Carica papaya (papaya), 1604 nucleotides. RefSeq lists its product as uncharacterized. The record is from RefSeq and is a predicted model, not a curated record. Lineage: Eukaryota; Viridiplantae; Streptophyta; Magnoliopsida; Brassicales; Caricaceae.
GGAUGAAAGGAGUAGAACAUAAGUUUUUUUUGGUGGGAAGAUUACAUACGGAGCGUAGUUUUAAUGCAGAAGCUUUGAUUGAAAUGAUGCGGUUGAUGUGGAAACCGAUUGGGAAGUUUGAAGGUAUUCUAUGGGCUAAACAGCUGAUUCUAUUUCAAUUUUCAAAUGAAAAGGAUUUGCAUCGUGUACAGAGGGGAGCUCCAUGGCUAUUUGAGCAGGCUGUACUGUGUUUAAAGCAAAUUCAGGGAAAUGAAUAUCCCAAUUCCAUUACUUGUAUCCAAACAGAAAUAUGGGGUCGGAUAUAUGCAUUGCCUCCAAAAUUCAUGACAGAAUCAGUAGCCAGACGUUGUGGCAUCAAAAUGGGACAUGUGAUUACAGUAGAUAACACUACUAUAAAUAGGCUCUCACCAUUUUUACGAGUCCGAGUAGCAAUUGACGUUACUAAACCUAUUCCUAGAGGCACUUUCAUUAAAGUAAUAGGGUCACAAUUCUGGGUACCUUUCCGCUAUGAAAGAUUACCACCUUUUUGUUUCUAUUGUGGAUGUUUGGGCCAUACACGAAGAUUAUGUAGCCUAUGGGAUGAAUCAAAUGAAGGAGAAAUGAGUAAGACUCAUUAUUCUGAUGAUUUGCGCGUUUCAACAUUUGGGGUUAAUAGGGUGACCAUUUCCUCCAAGGUGCAAUAUGGAGAUUUUGAGUGUACAGAAAAGCUAAUGGGGGUUACAGAAGGUAAUCAUCAAGGCAUAGUAAAUGAAAUAACACAUGAAGGAAAGGAGGAGGGUCAAUCAAAAAAUCCUGACUUUUUUGCAAUUGCUUCACAAAAAAUUAAAGAAGUGAUGCUCAAUUCUGUAGAGAGUUCAAAGGAAGGAAAAGAACAAUUACAAGAGAGCCGGAGUGAGAAAGGUGAUGGGCUUUCACGAAAUGAGCCAAAUCAAGUUAAUAAUCAGGUUCAGGACCCAUGUAUAAAUGAAUCUUUUGUUGAGCUACUAAAGGCCCAAUCAAAUAUGGGCUUGUCCAAAGCUCUUCCGAAUGAAGGUUUACCAAGUAAUGACAACCUAGUCCAUGAUGCACAAUGCAUGAAGAAUAACCUAGGAAUGUGUUCGAGCUCAACUAUUGGUGAAGGUUUAACUUCACAUUUCUUGGUCGAUAGUGGAACCCAAUUAGUUGAGAAGACAAUAGCGGCUGUAGUAUCAUCUCAAAAACGGCGUGGUUGGCGAAGGAAAGAGAGGAACAAUGGCACUACAGAAUCUUCAUCGGGAUCAGAGUUGGGAAAGCUCGUGAUAGAAAAAUCGGGAGGACUAGAAAUUGAUGGUGAUGAAGAAAUAAAUGAUGAGUCCGCAAGGAAGAAAAGGCUGAAGAAUAGUUAGGAUAGACAUGGGAUGAAUAAAACUGAAGCAAUAAAAGUCGUUCAAUAAUCUAGUCAAUAGCCAUGAAUUUGCUAUGUUAUAGUCGUCAGUGCUUAGGAAGGACCAUAAAAAUAUGAGGUCGAUUAGAUCUCUUUUUCCCUCUUUCAUAUUUCUAUUUGAUUUUUUUUUUUUAAAUAUUGAAAUGGAAGUUGUAAAAGAUUAGUUGCAUAAUUUUUUCAAUGUUGGAUGUAGAUUAUACUU